This is a messenger RNA of Triplophysa rosa, 2337 nucleotides long. It is a transcript of the gene nt5e, whose product is annotated as 5'-nucleotidase, ecto (CD73). The transcript has 9 exons. Gene Ontology annotation, biological process: AMP catabolic process. Gene Ontology annotation, cellular component: plasma membrane. Gene Ontology annotation, molecular function: metal ion binding; 5'-nucleotidase activity; nucleotide binding. The record is from RefSeq and is a predicted model, not a curated record. Lineage: Eukaryota; Metazoa; Chordata; Actinopteri; Cypriniformes; Nemacheilidae. Bases 23 to 1723 code for a protein of 566 amino acids.
GCAGACGGACUGCGGCGCGGUCAUGAUGCGGCCGCUCAUCGCGUUUCUCGUGCUGUGGAUGCACCGUCAGAUGUGCAGAUGUGAGUUUGAGCUCACUCUUCUCCACACCAAUGAUGUCCACGCGCGCGUGGAGGAGACGAACAGAGACUCCGGCAAAUGCAACAGCAAUACUUCGUGUUUCGCAGGAGUUGCACGAAGACACACGAAGGUCCAAGAAAUUCGGCGCGCGGAGAAGAACGUGCUGCUGCUGGACGCGGGCGAUCAGUUUCAGGGCACCGUCUGGUUUAACUAUUACAAAGGCGCAGAAGCGGCACAUUUCAUGAAUAAACUCGGAUACGAUGCCAUGGCCAUAGGAAAUCAUGAGUUUGACAACGGUGUGGACGGCCUUGUGAACCCUUUCCUCCAGAAAGUGAACUUCAGUGUUCUCAGCGCGAAUAUCAAAGCUGAUAAAACAACGGCUCCUCGCAUCAUCUACCUUCCGCAUAAGAUCUUCCCUCUUAACUCAGAGAAAGUGGGUGUCGUUGGGUACACAUCAGUGGAGACCCCCGCUCUGUCUUUACCGGGUCCUGGUCUUGUGUUUGAGGAUGAAGUCGCUGCUCUUCAGACGGAAGUGGAUAAACUCACAACGCUGGGCGUUAAUAAGAUCAUUGCUCUCGGACAUUCUGGAUUUGAAGCGGACCUAAAGAUCGCAAAGCAGGUUCGAGGCGUGGAUGUCGUGAUUGGAGGACACACCAAUACUUUCUUGUACACAGGAACUCCUCCCUCCAGUGAGGUUCCUGCGGGUUCGUACCCGUUCAUGGUGAAAUCAGACGACGGGCGUCAGGUUCCAGUGGUCCAGGCCUAUGCCUUUGGAAAGUAUCUUGGAUAUCUAAAAGUGACAUUUGAUUCCAAUGGAAAUGUAGUGAAGACUUCAGGCAACCCAAUUCUUCUGAACAGCUCUAUAGCACCAGAUCCGGUCAUUCAGGCUGAAGUGAAUUCCUGGAAGAAGAAUCUGGCCAAUUACUCUUCUCAAUAUGUAGGACAAACCCUUGUGUAUCUCAACGGGACUUUCGAGGAGUGUCGAUUUCGGGAAUGUAAUUUGGGAAACUUGAUCUGUGACGCCAUGGUCCAUACCAACAUCAAAUACGCCGAUGAAAAGCAGUGGAAUCACGUCAGUUCUUGUAUUCUCAACAGCGGUUCCAUUCGGUCGCCAAUAGACGAGAGAAACAGAAAUGGUUCAAUCACAAUGGAAGAUCUGAUCUCUGUGUUUCCGUUCGGAGGAACGUUUGAUCUGGUACAGCUGAACGGAUCUGCACUGAAAGAGGUUUUCGAGCAUUCGGUCAGCAGGUAUGGAGAAAGCACUGGACGCUUCCUACAGGUCUCAGGUUUUCAGGUGGUGUACGAUUCAUCCAAACCGUCAGGACAGCGUGUUAAAAGUGUGAAUGUGCUGUGCACCGGCUGUCGAGUUCCCCGAUAUGAGUCGCUCGACCCCAAGAAGAUUUAUAAACUGGUGUUGCCCUCUUAUCUGGUGAAUGGAGGAGACAACUACACCAUGAUCAAAGAACAGAAACUCAAACACGACAGCGGUGAUCUGGAUAUAGCAGUUAUCGCCAGUUACAUCGCAGAGAGAAAGAGAGUUCAUCCGGCGGUGGAGGGACGAAUUCAGUUUGUCAGUUCUGCGGUUGGACGGCGAGGAUCUCUCCUGCUGCUGAUGUGGUCCUUCUGUCUCAUGUUCCUCUAUUAAACUAGUCCUCUUUUGGUGAAUAAGCUUGUGAAACGACAUGGAUGUGUAGCCAUAAAUAAUCCAAAGUGUAAUUAGCGUCAUAGAAAGAGACAUUUAUAAUAAACACUGUGAUGAUUAACUAAACUUUAGUGAGGAUAUAAGAACAACAUCGCUCAUUUAAUUCAUGUUAUAUUUAGGGGAUACAUCUGUGUGCACACCAGAAGUGAAUUGAAUUAUUUGCGCAAGUAGAUGACACGCUGUACAAAGUCAAUACAAAGGCGUGAAUUGGGAGACGCGAUUGCCACAAACCUGCAAUAUUCACCUCAAUCGCAUCUUCCGCACAAGUUAAGCACAAAAACUCACGCAAAGAGCAUAUUGACAUUCCCUGUCGCGCUAGGUUUUCUCGUGCGAGUAAUCUUGAGGGAUGAGCGCGAUGCUUCGCUUUCGGUGUGUACAACCCAUUAGGGAAUGAUUUUAUCUACAAGUCUUUUUAUAGAGUUCUACAAUAUCCUUAAAGCAUGUUUUGAAUAAAUGCAUAGGUUCAGUAAGAGUCCAGUGUUUAUGAUGGGGGACAUUUUUACAAUGUGAUAUUUUUUGAUUUCUGUUUUUCUAUGCUCAAAUGUUUGGCUAAUAAA